This is a messenger RNA of Trichobilharzia regenti, 457 nucleotides long. The record is from the annotation of a GenBank genome assembly. NCBI's taxonomy places the organism in Eukaryota, Metazoa, Platyhelminthes, Trematoda, Strigeidida, Schistosomatidae.
AUGCUUAAAUUCUUCACAUGUAUUACACAGAAUUUAGUCUUUAUGUAUUAUCUGACAUCGAUUAUAUUUCUACUAUUUGGCUAUAAGAAUUUACACGCCUAUUUCUACGUGUCAACAUUUGCAUAUGAUAUGACUAUGAUGUCUAUUUAUUGGGCAGCAAAUUUCUAUGAUCAGACAAUGAUUACUAGUAUAGAAGAUUUGAAGUAUAUGCCAAUAUGGUUUAAUCAUUUUGCUCACACAUAUGGACUGCCAGCUUUAUUACUGGAUGCCUAUUUAUGCAUACCAAAGUGUGUUUCAUUUAAAAAGUCAAUGAUGGUUUCAUUUCCUCUUGGUAUGGCUUAUAAUAUCUAUGUUGAAACUGGAAUCCUUCUAUGGAAUACAAGCCCGUAUCCAGAAAUAUUGAAGUAUGGAUUUCCUUUACGAUAUAUAAGUUAUGUGAGCGUAUGGUUAAAUCUAA